CGGUGUGUGUUUAAUUGUUUAGGUSUGCUACGAGCAAUCGAUUUUUAUCUUUCCUUCUACUUCUAGUUAAAAAUCCAGCUAUUAUGGACCAUUAUACCGAGAUUCGCAUUCAUCCCACCAGAGUUUUUAUUGGGGGAUUAGCUCGUGGUACUUCAGAACUCGAACUGGAAAAUUUUUUCGCGGAAUACGGAGCGAUCACAGAUGUGAGGAUUGUGUGCGAUAAGCAUACAGGUGUAAGUAAAGGAUUUGGGUUCGUCACUUAUGAGACGCCCGAAAGUCGGGAUAGCGUGCUCAUAAAGGAUAAGAUAGACUAUAAUGGUCGCCAACUUCGCUUGCGACUGGCAAUCCGCAGAAAGGGACACGGCCAGUUUGUGACCGAAGUCACCGAUUACGGCAGUCCCAAUGGAUAUGGGGUUCAGUGGGUUCUGGUACCCAAUGAUUACAAAGACUACAGCAUGGUGUAUUACCCACAAUACAGUUAUGGCACUUAUGGUUACUCUGGCUACAUGGCUCCACUUCAAGAAGGAGGAGUAACUUAUUUCUACAUGUAGAUUGUGUAUACAAAUACACACUUUGAAAAGACUUAUCCAGUGUUCACAUUCAAGCACAUACACAGUAUCUGCAUCAUGAAGUUUUUAAUCAUAUUUUACUUUUUAUGUUCUUUUUCUGACAAGAAAGUAAUUUGGGCCGUGUACAUUUUUAUAAACUAUUUAUGUGUAAAGAAAGUGUUGAUGUCUAUGCGUACGUACAAAAAAGUCACCCAUCUCAGCAGUGAGGACAACUAGGAAUAAAAAAUUCAGCAGGAGGAAGACAGCUUAGUAUUGUGAGAGAUGAAGAAAAAAAGUACACGGGUUUACUUUUUUAAUGGCCUGUUUGUAAACAAAAUAAAAUUGUUGCUUCUGGUA
Molecule: messenger RNA, 905 nt
Organism: Exaiptasia diaphana
Lineage: Eukaryota; Metazoa; Cnidaria; Anthozoa; Actiniaria; Aiptasiidae
Product: glycine-rich RNA-binding protein 4, mitochondrial
Exons: 10
Coding region: 84-551 (155 amino acids)
Molecular function (GO): RNA binding
Source: RefSeq, a predicted model, not a curated record